UUUUUCAACGCUUUUUGACGUACAGAAAAUAUGUUGGUUGCCUAUAAAUACUGAAUCUGGUGCGUUUGUACAAUCAUUACUUGUUGGUAGUGUAUUAACCUAACUGAACCGUCAGGAUGAAAAUAGUAAUCUGUCUUAGCGCUUUGAUAGGCGUGGCACUAGCGUGUCCAACGACAAUAACGACGAAAACAAUAUGCGAAUGCAGCACUUUGCCAACGUUUAUUUCAAAUCAACUCCAAAUCGUUCAAUUGGACAGCGGUUUAGCCGGCCAACUAUUUAAUGGUGUAUAUUACUUGGGCGCAGCAGUACCGACGCAUUUCAAUAAUCAUGCUUUAAAAGUCAGUUUGCUCGGUAACACAUUCCCGGCUGGAGGUUCUUUGUUUAGUUUCUACGACAAUACACCCACUAAAGAAGGCGACAUAGAGUAUUUACUCGCUUCUUACUCGUACAAUUGUAUGACUGGCGAUGUCGAUAGGACAUUAUCAUUGUUGAACAGCGCCUUAGGACCGAAUAGUAAUGUUGGUGUCCUUAACUUAUAUUUAGAAGCCGUUUAUGAAAGUACACUUUUAGACGAAACGAUUAUUGGAUGCAAAAGCUUUAUAGAACGCACUGUUGAACAACAAUACAGCCAACGUGUUAUCAUUGCCCUUAUUGGCUACCAAGUGGACGAUUACAUUUUAUUCGCUGUUAUCGAUAAAUGGACCAAUAGCAUAUUCGGAAGUCAAGACAUAGACGUCUUUGCUCUUACAAGAAGCCCAUCCCCAAGCAAGCAAACAGUUGAAAACAUCAUAAAUGACCUCGAAAAAAGCGGAAUAAAACCCCAUCGUUUGUGGUUCAUGGAUCAGUCUAUAAAUCUUACCGAUUUACCCGGUUAUAUAACUCCAAGUUCUUUAUCACGUUCAAGUUUAAGCUCUAGUGCAUUGUCUGGUUUUGACGAUGUUGAAGGACAAUCACUUACUUCAACUUCAACAUCGAAAGUGUCUACUUCCAGCAUCGACAGCUCUUCGUUAACAAGCACUAUAAGAUCUACAACAUCUGUUAGCAUCACCACAGAUUUUGUAAUAAACCCAGAAUACAAGCCAUUUUCACCUUUCGUCUCAAACCCAUUAUUAAAUGGUUAUAAAUGCUUAAAUGAUUUUGACGAAUCUAUAUUGGACGCUGCAUUAUCUGGGAAAUACUACGUGUUUGCCACCACCCCGACUACCAGUGGCGAUUGCCAAGACACCGGAUUUUUCAGCACUAGCUACCCAACUACUAAUUUGCAAAUACUCUUCGAUAAUAGCACACCAUUAGGCCCUAAUGGCGUACGCAUGAUGUACGAUCGGUCAAUAAACGUAAGAACCGAAGCAGUAACAUGCCACAAGAGUCUUUUAUACUUACCAUUAGGACUUGAAAAUAGUGGCAUAAUAGGUCUCUGGACCGAAGCAUAUAAAACCAGCAGCAGCAGCUCUUAUAAAUCUUUAUUCGACUUCGACGAAAGUUCAUUCGUUUUCCAUCCUGAUUAUUCGCAAUACUAUGAAGUUCAACACCUUCUAGCCAUUAUAGGUUAUGGAGAUGAUUAUUUGAUUUUGUUGGGUAUUGACGUUGCUGACAACUUGUUCUUCACCGGUAAAAAUGUAAACAACGUAUUCGUCCUCACCAGAGAUUCAGCACCAACUGUAAAUGUCGUCGGCAACAUCAUUCAAGAUCUUCUCCAAAAUAAUAUUGACUUAUACGAGUUAAUGCGAAUGUGCCAAACACAAGAUAUUUUAGAGGAUUAUAGCUUCGAUGCCUCAGAUUUUUAUGUGGACAUAGAAAUCAAAUCAUCAAGCACCACAACCAUAAAGUCUUCGGUGUCUUACAGUUCAACAUCAGACAGUUGUUAAUUCUUUUGCUAAUUUUAUUGAAUCUUCACCCAUUGGUUGCUAAUAAUAUUUCAAUUUAAUAAAACAGUUUUUAAGCAUAAAAAUCCGAAA
Messenger RNA from Adelges cooleyi (spruce gall adelgid), 1955 nucleotides. RefSeq lists its product as uncharacterized. The record is from RefSeq and is a predicted model, not a curated record. The transcript has 14 exons. Lineage: Eukaryota; Metazoa; Arthropoda; Insecta; Hemiptera; Adelgidae. The coding region runs from base 117 to 1865 and encodes 582 amino acids.